Messenger RNA from Prionailurus viverrinus (fishing cat), 1367 nucleotides. RefSeq names its product LITAF domain containing (gene LITAFD). The transcript is spliced from 5 exons. Gene Ontology annotation, biological process: regulation of cytokine production. The record is from RefSeq and is a predicted model, not a curated record. Gene Ontology annotation, molecular function: zinc ion binding. NCBI's taxonomy places the organism in Eukaryota, Metazoa, Chordata, Mammalia, Carnivora, Felidae. Bases 642 to 1367 code for a protein of 241 amino acids.
GUGUCUCCUUCUGUCUCUGCCCCUCCUCUGCUCACACUCUGUCUCUUAUUCUCUCAAAAAUAAAUAAACAUUAAGAAAAUUUUUUUUCAAAGAAUUUAAAAAAUUGCUCCUUCACUUCAUCUUGGAAAUUAUAUACAUCCUUUCCCAUUUCUUUUUUUUUAAUGCUUAUUUAUUUUUGAGAAAGAGAGCACGAGCAGGGGAGGGGCAGAGAGAGAGGGAGACACAGAAUCCGAAGCGGGCUCCUUCAGGCUCUGAGCUGUCAGCACAGAGCCCAACGCGGGGCUUGACCUCAACAAUUGGGAUAUCGUGAACUGAACCGAAGUCGGACGCUUAACGGACUGAGCCACCAGGUGCAGCCCAGCCUAGAUUCAUAUUUUUAAGGCUCCAGAUUGGUCCCCACACCCCUGCCCUCAAGAACCCAGGGCUGGUUUCGGCUCAACCCGAGAAGGACAGUGGGAGAAGGGUUGCCUCCAAAGGAUCCUCAGGCUGGGCCACGGGAGGACCCCCCUCCUCCUGCAGGGAGGGCAUACAGAGCCCACGCCUCUGGCCCCUGUGAGGAUGCACAUCACAAUGACUGUUCCACCUGAGCCAGGCCCUGGGAGAGGCACCAGGCAGGCAGGUACUCUGGCCCAAGGGCACCCAUGGGGACUCCAGAUAUGCGCUCCGCUGCUCAGAGCUUGGAACCCGCCGCUGCUGGGAUACCGUUGCUGGAACAAAACACGUCCAGGACACCAAGAUGGAACCAUCCCCAGGAGCCUCCUCGUCCUUGUCCCCCUCCUCCUCCUGGUCCUUGGCCUCCAAGAGUUCAAGGGCCUCCUCCAAUAUAUGUCCAAGGCCCCCCGGCUAUUCACCCGGCUCUGUUCACCAGAAUGCCUAGGAUGGGCCCUGCCAUCCCGGUACAGUCCAUAUGUCACUACUGUGGGAACCGCAUCAUAACGGUGACCACCCCAGUCCCAGGGGUUCUCACCUGGCUGCUGUGUACAGGUCUUUUUGUGUUUGGGUGCUUCCUGGGCUGCUGCUUCCUCCCCUUCUGUAUGGACAGCUUGAUGGACGUGAAGCACACGUGCCCCGUGUGCCAGCAAGAGCUCGUCUGCUACCACCGCCAAACAAACGUCCACCGACAUGGUGUCACGCACCAAAGCACCAAAGCCACACCUCUCAGCGCCGUGCACACAAGACUCCGCUUUUUACCAGUCUGGCAACACGCAGGAGACGCGCACCCCUUCCUGCUGGAAGUGGGGGUCCUCGAGGCAGCAGGCUGGAAGUUCUUAGAGAAAGGCGACCGGUCCCCCAGCGGGAAGGGCAUGGCUGCCUACAAAGAACAGCCGUUACAGAAAAUGGCACGCGCCGUACCCUGGGACGCUUGA